Molecule: messenger RNA, 3320 nt
Organism: Asterias rubens (European starfish)
Lineage: Eukaryota; Metazoa; Echinodermata; Asteroidea; Forcipulatida; Asteriidae
Product: organic cation transporter protein-like
Exons: 11
Coding region: 158-1900 (580 amino acids)
Biological process (GO): transmembrane transport
Molecular function (GO): transmembrane transporter activity
Source: RefSeq, a predicted model, not a curated record
UCAACAUUGAAUGAUCUAUCUACUCAGCAAUAAUUACAGUCCACCAUUGUCUGCUGCUGAUGUCUGUGUGCCGUCGUCACACGCUGAUGAAGAAGCCCGCACACUCUGCACAGUAAUUUCAACAUUGAAUGAUCUAUCUACUCAGCAAUAAUUACAGAUGGAUGUCGACGUCGUCUUCAAAUUUCUCGGUAACUCCGGGCUGUUGCAGAAUGUCAACUUUUUCAUGUUCAGUUUUUCCACGUUAAUCUCACCACUUCACAUGGUCGGGGCGGCGCUGACGGUGGGCCAACCCGACGACUACCGAUGCAAGACACCCACUGGCUUCACUGCAAACCAGACGAUUCCCUACUACGUGAACGACAACGGGCUAAUCGAAUAUGAUAGAUGUCAUUUGUACGAGGUUGUGAACGGUAGCAUCAGUUCGAACUUGACGGGGUGCACGUAUGGAUAUGACUACGAAACGACCAACGGGGAGACGAGUGUGGUGUCGGAUUUGAAUCUCGUCUGCGGCGAAAGCCUGUUAGGCGGUGCCAUGCAGUCCAUAAUGCACGUCGGGACCAUAGUGGGUUCAUUCAUCCUGGGCCAGAUAUCGGACACCGUGGGACGGCGUAAGACACUCAUGGUGUCCCUCUUCGGCCUCGGAGUAUGCGGGACUGCUGUUGCCUUCCUAUGGAACUACACUGUGAUGGCUGUGUUGUACUUCAUCAUUGGAUUCUGGACAGCGGGCGUCUUGACGAGCGGCUACGUUCGAGCAAUCGAGAUGUUCCCAACGAAGAAGAGGAUGGUAGGUCACAUGAUCAACGGACUCAUGUACGGGUCGGGUGUACUUCUCGUCUCACCAUUGGCUUAUAUGUUUCCGAACUGGCGCCAUUUUCAACUCGCUGUGUCGUUGCCGUGCUUCGUUCUCGUCCCUUGCAUCUGGUUUUGCUACGAGUCCCUGAGGUGGCUGGUCCAGAAGGGACGCUUCAAAGAAGCCGACAAAAUCAUCUCAAGAAUCGCAAAGUCGAAACAGCUCAGCUACACCGGAUAUCAGAACCUCCCCACAGUAGACGAAAUGGAAAAGAUUCCCAUGGAGAUUAUUAAGAACACGGACUCCAAACCCGUUCAAAAUGGCGGGAGUCACAGAAAAGUUGCAGACGAGAAGUGUUCCAGUUUACCGACAGGUCGGGGAAAUUCAAUUUCGAGCAUGUCGUCGAGUCAUCACAUACCGUCCAUGGCGAGGAAACGCUCCCGUAGGUACUCGGUGGUGGACCUCUUCACCACCCGAUUCAUGGCAAUGCAGACGCUGAUCGUUUUCUUGUGCUGGUUUACAGGCAGCAGUGUUUACUUUGGUUUGAUCAUCAACACUUCAAAUUUAGCCGGGAAUAAAUAUCUAACCUUCUUUUUGAUGUCCCUGUUUGAGAUGUCCUGUUAUCCUGUUGAUUUCUUCGUCAUGAAAAGAUUUGGAAGAAAGCGACCGCUCAUAACAAACUUCAUAGGAUCAGGCGUGGCAUCACUAAUCGUUGCAUUCACACCAAAACAGACAGAGAGCGGAGUGAGUCUUGUAGCCCUUAUUGUCGCCACUUCAAUUAUUGGAAGAUACUUCGCUGCAGCCGUCUUCGAUAUCACAUAUCUUAUUUCAGUGGAAAUUUUCCCAACGGUUUUACGAAACAUCGGCUUAGGGACUUGCGUUACUGUUGGACGGGUUGGAGGUGUCAUAGCUCCCUUCGUUGUUUAUCUGAACACAGUGAGUGGCUGGUUACCGCUGACGAUAUUUGGUGCAAUCUCCAUCACCUCCGGUCUGCUAGUAUCCCUACUACCGGAAACACGUCAUACACGCCUUCCGGAAACGUUUGAAGAUGCCGUCCAACUGGCUGACAAAGGUCGCGCCAAAUUUGAGCCCAUUCCCGAGCAUGUGUAGAGCGCCCUCUUCCGCCAAGUUUUGCAAAACGGUAUACUGUAAUAGUUUCCACAUUUUAUUGAUAAUAAUUAUUUCAUGUGGUCAGAAAGAAAAAUAACUCUGACAAACGUGACUCAGUUUGCAAAGAUCACGUCAACCAAAUUGACGCAACCCACAUGACGUCAUCACUCACAUGGGAUCUUGAGUUUUGAGUCAGAUUCCCUGUGUGUUAAUGUGCAGUGCGCAUUUUAAGCAAUGCUUGCGCAGUUAGACUCUCGCCAAUAUCUCCUUGCAAAGGUCGAUAAUUUGUGUAUACGCAUCUACGCAAAAUAAUGCGCGUCUACCAUUUCCACCAUUUUGGGAGUGAAUUCCUUUGUGUACAUUUUGACCAUUGAUAAUAAUAGAGAUCAACGAUUUUGACGCUCAAAAUGGGGGACAGGAUAGGCGCGUUUAAGUGCACUGCGCAAACAUCAAUACUGUGCCAAUAUAUUUAUGAGACUCGCCCAAAGAGGCAGACGAAUAGACCCCUAUCAUUUACCGCAAUUGUUGAUGAAACGUGUGUACGUGUGUAGGGUAGUCAUUGGCUAAGAGCCAUGCCCUGCAGAGUGUCACCAACGAUGGCGGCCAAUGACGUCAUGCGCUAUGCGCAAUGAUGUUAUGCGCAAUCCAUCUAUGGCGGACGGAUCAAAGUGCCUGACCCAUGUGGUACUGAUAUAAUUGCUUUGCAAUAGACAUAGCUUACCAAUCGAUUCCAAUUAUUGUGUUACAUAAUAGUCUCAUUUAACGCUGCAAGAUGAACCACAAGACAGUGUGAUUAAAUUUGAUUAUAUAUUUAAAAAUUGUAUAUAGGUGCUUGAAUAGAAAUAAAUUGUUAAUUAUCAACCAGGUUGAUAGCCAUAGAGAGUGGGUAUCUUAAUUUUCCUCGAGUACCAAAAAGCCCUCGUCUAUUUCCUUUAUUAGUGACUCGCUAACAAUUAAACGCUGCCCUCCAUCUAGGAGGAAAAUGUGUGUAUAUAUAUCUGUGGCUAUGUGUCACAAAAAUGCCUUGAAACGACAAAAUGCCGUUUUACGCAAGUUUAGCAUUGUGUGUGAGCUUGCCUUUAAUGGUAAAAAUGCAAGACAGUUGAGGCUGAACAUAUUUCACUUUGCCUUUUUUCUUUUUAAUAAUUGUUGUAAAUCAGAAAUAUGGUGAUUUAUUGUCUCACGAGAACAUUUUAAAAGUUUCAAAUAAAUCGAUAAGUUUUCUGUUUUACAGCGAUUGUUUAAAAGAAACAGGCAAAGUAAAAGUGGAAAUGUUUCACUUUGCCUUUUUCUUUUAAAUAAUUGCAGCUGUAAAACAACCAUGGAGGAAGUCUUCCUCCAUGGUAAAACAGAAAAUGUAGUGAUUUAUUUGAAAACUUUUAAAAUGUUGUCGUGAGACCAAGCGUAUUGUGUUCGUCUG